Fopius arisanus is the source of this 1265-nucleotide messenger RNA. RefSeq lists its product as uncharacterized. The record is from RefSeq and is a predicted model, not a curated record. NCBI's taxonomy places the organism in Eukaryota, Metazoa, Arthropoda, Insecta, Hymenoptera, Braconidae.
ACAUGAUGAUCUGGAGCCAAGAAUCAUUUCUUGUAUUUCAUCAACUGUGGUAGUUCCUGAAGCAGUGAUUUAUGUGCAAUGUCUGAACAAAAACGAGAUGAAUGCACAUCAUGACACGACAGAUACUCUAAAACAUUCUGGACAUCCAAAUGACGUAAAAGAACAGCAAUGCCCACAGAACGAACUUCAGACGACACACUUAUCCAAUGAUUACUACGAGAAGCGUAGUGAUAUCUCACCAAUGAAUAAUCCAUCAGAAUUUCCAAGAAGAGAACUUCCUUGUACAAUUCCGAUCGAAGACUCUGACACCAUUUCUCGUGAUAAUUGGAGAUGUAAAGAAAAACGAUCUUCCCUGGAUACUGAUGUUAAAGAGUUUUAUACUACCACCAAUUCUGAAGAUGAAAAAUCCAAUAUCGAGUCGGUGAAAUUGCUUAAAAGUGGUGAGCUUCUACCCGGCGUCAUAAUUGAGGAGGAGUUGCUCCACGUAUCCCAAACAUCUAGCUUCGAUUCAAUUCUGCAUAUUCUGUGGUGCACCGCAAUCAAUGAUGACAGCUAUGGAUUACUCAUUAAAUUCCCUACUACUGAUAAUCGAAUGUUGGACUUGAUUGUGAAAUUAAUUAAUGAUGAGAAUCCUGAAUCUGUUUAUAAGAACAGAGCACUGAUUCUGCGGUCCCUCAGUGAAGUAGGAGUCUGUCGGAAUACCACCGAAGUAGAUUUCGGUGUACAAUCAAUCCUUUUGACAGUAUGUGGUACGCCGGCUGAUAUUUGGAAAACGUGUCUUGAUACUGAGCCUACUGAAGAGAGAUUUUAUGAAUGUGAUGCCUGUGGUAAAUAUAUCAGGAAAAUUCCAGCUUUGUCCCCUGAUUAUAAGAGACCACCACGAAGCUACGAUGAAUUACAAAAAGCCCUUCCUUUCUGCAAGAGCUUCAGAAACGUUUCCUGUCGAAGGAGAUCGUGUUCAGGUUCAUGUGUGGUGACAACAACCCCCAAUUUUCAUCUGUUCAUUGAUCUUCCCCAAGGAUCUCCACAAUCUUCUAUUGAUGCCAUCCCCAAAUCUAUCCAACGUGAAUCCGAUUAUCGAUUAGCGGGAAUAAUUGCUUACGCUCAGGACAGAUACGUUGGAUACUGUUGGACACCAGCAAAUUGGGUAUUAUAUGAUGGCCAUUCUACUGCGGUUCAGACUGUAUCCGGGUCUGCGAAGAUUCAACCAAAAGCUUUUAUCUACGUUGUGAAGGAAUCGCAGCCUUCACAAUAACUUUAAUGUA